AUGGGCGUCUCCGGCGGCGGUCACAGAUUAUACGUCAAGGGCAAGCACCUCUCCUACCAACGAGGCAAGCGCAACACCAACCCAAACACCUCAUUACUCCAGAUCGAAGGAGUCGAUGACACAAACGCUGCAAAAUUCUAUCUCGGCAAGCGCGUCGCCUACGUCUACCGGGCCAGCAAAGAACGCCAAGGCAGCAAGAUCCGCGUCAUUUGGGGCAAAGUCACACGACCCCACGGCAACAGCGGCAUCGUGCGCGCAAAGUUCAGACAUAACCUCCCUCCCAAGAGUUUCGGCGCGAGUGUGAGGAUCAUGCUUUAUCCCAGUUCGAUAUGA
Messenger RNA from Cladophialophora yegresii CBS 114405, 333 nucleotides. Its product is annotated as 60S ribosomal protein L33-B. Lineage: Eukaryota; Fungi; Ascomycota; Eurotiomycetes; Chaetothyriales; Herpotrichiellaceae. Gene Ontology annotation, cellular component: cytosolic large ribosomal subunit; ribosome. The coding region runs from base 1 to 333 and encodes 110 amino acids. The transcript is spliced from 3 exons. Gene Ontology annotation, molecular function: structural constituent of ribosome. The record is from RefSeq and is a predicted model, not a curated record. Gene Ontology annotation, biological process: cytoplasmic translation; ribosomal large subunit biogenesis.